AUGUCUGCUCCUGGAUCAUACCGCCCGUCGCUACCACCUCGAACCCCCCAGCCGCCUGGGUAUACUGAUGCUUCUCUGGGAUAUCCGGAUACCGGCUAUCCACUGCUAUCUCCUGAAUCUCCUUCUCGGAAUCCGGCCUACGUGCCCAACUCUCGGCCUCCGCCGAUCCCUCCUAGACCUCCUGGCUAUGAAAUCACUACUCUAACUUGUUCUAAUGAACAAUUCCCUUUGGAUUUCUCUACCCCCCCACCUCCUCCGGGACCGCCUCCAGGAAUUGUGAGACCGGUUUCUGCCAACCCCCCGUCAUACCCCUAUCAUUAUCCCGAGGCACCUAGUUUAAACCAAGGCUGCAACUGCUCACGCGCACUAUCCUCCAAUCUCCACGGCCAGAAUGGUUCAGCGAGUAUCCCACUACCUCCGCCGAACUCACAUGACAAACCUGCCCUACAACGGCCAGCUAGUACCCAUUUUAUACCCCCAUCGCAUCCGCCGGAUAUAAGACAACAUCUGCCGAGUCCUGCUCCUCAAGUUCCCGCAAAGGAAACUAUCAAGAUACCGCCUCUAGUGCAUACAACAGCUAUAGGAACUCCCGAUGUUCGACCGUCGGAAAAUAACACGAGUUCUUCAGCGACGUCGCAGCCCGCCGAUGCGCUGAUAUUAUCUUUAUCUCCUAACCAGCUCCUGUCGCCAUCUUCAGAGUAUUCACAGGCUCAAUUCCAAUCAGAAAAUGAAAUUAAAGGCAAGCCUGUUGCACCAUCCGCAGAAGGCCUACCGGCUCUUGCGCCACCUGCGGUAACUUCCUGUAUUGACGAUCCGGUAACGUUCGCAACAGACUGGUACUGGCAUCCUGACGCACCUGGGUUUUUGAUAUGUUCGCGCUGCUACGUCGACUACAUCUACGGGACCAAAUUUUGGAAUCUUUUCCGAAAGGAGAGAUUCAGCGGUGGUGAACCGCGGAUAUGCCGGUUCAGCAAGCCGAGAAUGCGAAAUCACCUACUUAAAGAUGCUCUCGCAACAGGAUCAUUGGAGCCGGCGUUAGCUUGGAUGCGCUCCCGGUCACAAAUCCCCGACUGCAAAGGUAUAGAAGGUGUUAAAGGAAACGUCGGUAUCAAGUGGUACAUGGCGAGAUUAAACGAUAUACCAGAUUUUGUAUCUUGCGAAGCUUGCUACGAAGACCGUAUUUUAACUAACCACUUUUUUGUGAACUUUGAGCCGGCACAGUUACAGCCAGCAGAGGAUAUCUGGAGCUGCGACAUAGCCGUGCCUUUUAUUGAGAAGGAGUAUGAGGCCAGGGGCAAGGUCAACGACUGGGCCGGCUUCGUAAGUGAGACGAAGACGCGAAUGUCCAUAAAGCCUUGCCCACAACGCAACCUAGAGUUAACCUACGGCAGGAAAUGGUUCGUUCCUAAGCGUGGUCCUGAAGGUUUGGUGCUCUGCUCGGGAUGCUAUUGCGACCAGGUAAUUCACACUGGUGAAGAGGCGUUAUGGGAGGUGGAUGAAAAACUUACAAAAUCAUACGAUACCAGAGUCCGGUGUAGUAUGGGUAUCUUUAGUAUUAGAAUGGCUAUGGCUUGCGCGCACGACGUUAAUGACUUUCAGGUAUUCUGGAGAUCUAUACAUAAGCUCGCCAACGAGAAGUUUUGCGAUGACGACGGUAUCGAAGAUGGUAUUUGGUACACACUGCCCUCUGACCCGUCCAACUUCGGCAUCUGUGCCGGAUGUUACGCGGCCAUCGCAGAGUCCCUCAAUAUAUCACGUUUCUUUGUACCAAAACCUGAUGCACAGCCGGCUGGGACGAAAUGGCGAUGCUGUUUUAACCUCUCGCAUCCUCGAUUUAGGCAAUUCAUGCCACGGCUCUUAGAGAUGUAUCAUACACAUGAUCCGACCUCGUUCGACAAGUUUGCAUCAGUAUAUUGUUCUAUACCGGUGUGCCCUCGCGACGAAGAUGCGCAGAACAAGCACUGGUACGGAUGGAUGGACUGCACGAUUUGUCCGGAGUGCUAUCAAGACUUCGCGCAGCAAAGCCCUCUGGCCGCGAAUAUGGAACUCGACAACACGGUGUUAGAGACCAACACAAUGUGCGAAAUGUAUAGCCCGCGCAUGCGCGACAUUUAUAUAAAAUGUAGCAAGGCAUCGCCUCCUGACGUCAGGGAGCUACUCUCAUGUUCAGUGCAGCGGCGUCUAGUCUGGAUGCAGACAAUUCCACAAAUGCGGAUGAUGUUAUUCCAAGCAAAUAUGGCGCUGAAUCAGCAGCGGUUUCUUAACGUUACGAGCUCGCACUACAACCAGGUCGGCAUGCUGCAAGAUAUUACUUACGGACACACGCACACAUAUGGCGCUGCCGGAGUUGGUUAUGGCUACGCGAAUGAGAAUCUCCUGCAGGGCGCUGUGUAUGCCCAGCAAGCCGCGCAAGCUGGUGUUAGUGCUGCAAGUGGUAGCGCGGUUCUACUUGUCGGACAGCUAGAACAGCAGUGGAGAGCUGUUGAGUAG
Daldinia childiae is the source of this 2490-nucleotide messenger RNA. RefSeq lists its product as uncharacterized. Lineage: Eukaryota; Fungi; Ascomycota; Sordariomycetes; Xylariales; Hypoxylaceae. The record is from RefSeq and is a predicted model, not a curated record. Bases 1 to 2490 code for a protein of 829 amino acids. The transcript has 3 exons.